AUGAGUGUUUUGUUUGCUAACACCAGAGCCAGCCAUGGAUCUACAUCUGGAAAUCUACUGGAGUUUAAAGUAAUUUUAGUUAAUAAUAUUUAUAAUGUGUUUAGGCCGGUCGUACCAUUAUGGAAGCAGGUUCUACGCCUGAAAUGAGGAAGAUAACCGCGGACAAGACUAAGGGAUUGGUAUUUAUCAAGCAAUCGCCUGAUCAGCUCGUUCACUUCUGUUGGAAGAACCGCGAAAAGAACACUACUGACCUCGUAAUUCUUAAUUGACUUUUGUUUCUAUUUUAUGCUGCUUAUAUAAUAACUAUAAAUUAGAGUUAUUGUGUUUUUAGUAAUGAUUAUAUUCUAGGAUCUUAUCAUCUUCCCUGGAGACACUGAGUUUAUCAAGAUCAAGGAAUGCACUGACGGAAGAAUGUACAUGUUGAAGUUUAAGAGUUGUGAAGAUCACAAAUUGUUUUGGCUACAAGAUAGUAACACUGACAGAGAUGACAAGAUCUGCAAAAAGGUAUGUAAUCUUUGGAAAUAUUUUUAAAAGUGAAAUGAUUAAAAUUAAAAAAAAAGUGUGUUAAAAUUUACUUGUUUCUUAAUAAGCAGUUAAAAGUUUGUGAACAAUUUAUUAAAAUAUUGGUUUUAAGGUAAAUGACUUGUUGAACAACCCUCCAUCGAACAGAGCUUCUGGCAGAGGUGGAAGUUCCGAACGUAACUCUCACGCUCUUUCUGCUUUGACUUCAGCCAUGGGCGGAGACGAUAUGGGGGCCCUGGGAAACAUGGAUCAAAAUCAGAUUAUGCAGUUGUUCUCGUUGAUGAAUGGAGGUAAUGCUGCUGAUAUGUUGCCUCAAUUGCCGUUGCAAACUCGUGGUGGAUCUCCAGCUGCUGCAGCUACUGCUCCAGCCUUUGAAACGCCAAAAGGACGCAAAGAAGGAUCUACUGAACGGUCUGGUGAGACGGGAGAAAAGUUUGAUGCUGCCACCUUGAACAACUUGUUUUCUAACCUUCCCGGCUCGAGCAAAAGAACUCCAGUGGACUUGACUCGAGUUUUGAAUAACCAGAACGUGAAGGAAGUUGUAGCUAAGAACUCGGCCGAUCUUCUCCCUCACGUUCCAACAACUUCUGAAGCCCCUGAAAAGGAACUUGAGAAGUCGUUGACUUCUCCCCAAUUCCAGCAGUCUGCCCAAUGGUUUGGCUCAGCUCUACAGAGUGGACAACUUGGUGGAGCUCUGAGUCAGUUUGGGCUACCUGAGAAUGCAGUCAAGGCUGCUGAUACUGGAGGUACAUAAUUUUCGUUAUUUUAAUUUGAGAGUUUCAAAUCUUUAAUUUUUGUGUACUGUAUUUCAAUUUUAGAGAAUAUUAAUAUGAGGAUAGAAUUUUAAAGUUAAUAAUUUAUUUUUUAGAUAUUGUUUCUUUUGGCAAACAGUUAACCAAUUCUCUGAAUCCUGAGGCCAAAGCAGAAGCAGACCGUGCCAUCAACGAAGCCGCUUCCAACGAGGAGAACACUGAAUCCAGUGCCAAGAAGGAAGAGCCGAAUGACGAACAAAUGGAUUUGGAUUGA
Molecule: messenger RNA, 1548 nt
Organism: Bursaphelenchus okinawaensis
Lineage: Eukaryota; Metazoa; Nematoda; Chromadorea; Rhabditida; Aphelenchoididae
Source: the annotation of a GenBank genome assembly